Molecule: messenger RNA, 255 nt
Organism: Clonostachys rhizophaga
Lineage: Eukaryota; Fungi; Ascomycota; Sordariomycetes; Hypocreales; Bionectriaceae
Source: the annotation of a GenBank genome assembly
AUGUUCUUCUCCAGCCUUGCGUUGUUUGGGAGCGGCGGAAGGGUCUUCUCUGAUCCAGCGUCAUCCAGGUUCGCUGGCCGCUUGCUUGACUAUGGCUUUCCCGGCGAAGCGCCCACUCUCGAGGAACUUCUCAAAGCCUUUCUGGAGGCCGAAUCCGCGGCCCUCAACGAUGCCGGCCUGGUUGCCGUCCUUGAGGCCGUCGUUGUAGCCGGCGUCGUGAAGGCGCGACUCAACGUUCAGGACAUCGUCGAAUAG